CCAAAAUUUGCGCAUGCGCAGAAGCAGUUUUUCUGACGAUUUUUUUUUUUUUUUGUUUACAGUUUAUGGAGUAAUGUUAUCGCAGGAUUUUGUUUACUAGUUGAAGGCUGUGAGCUGCCUGUUGAUACCUGCUCACGAUGAGCACAGAGCCUGCGAGCAUCGACAGCCUGCGUGUGCUGCACCAGAGUGAUGACUUCAUCGUAGUGGACAAACACUGGGACAUCCGCAUCGACAGCAAGAUGUGGUACGAGAAACAGACUGUGCAGAUGCAGCUUCAGCACCACUUCCCUCAUCUGGCAGACCCCAGCACCUAUUACGGGUUCAGGUUAGAAAUCGCAUUUAUUUCUCUGUUGGAACAAAUUGUUYGGAUAAAAAGCUGUUCUUGCAUCGCUCUGCUUUUCUUAAGGUUCUGUCAUCAACUGGAUUUCUCCACCAGUGGAGCUCUUUGUGUCGCCCUCAACAAAGCUGCUGCUGGCCRGGCUUAUCGCUGCUUCAAGGACCGCACUGUCACUAAAGCUUACCUCUCCCUGCUUCGUGGAUGGGUUGAACUAGAGACCCAAACUCUGGACUUCUCUAUUGGCAAGAACUCAACACAGGGGAAAACACACAUGAUGUGCAUCGAAGGAACAGAAGGUUGUGAGAACCCAAAGCCGUGCCAGACUGAGCUGACGGUGUUGGAGUACGGGUUGUAUGAUGGAGAUCCUGUCACCAAAGUGCUGCUGCAGCCUCUCACUGGCCGAACCCACCAGUUGAGGGUCCACUGCAGCGCCAUUGGCCACCCUAUAGUUGGAGACUUCACCUACAGCCUCGGAGCAGAUGACUCUCCAUACCGAAUGAUGCUGCACGCCUACCUCCUUCACAUUCCCCUGGAGCCCCAGCCCCACCUACUAGUCACGGCCGAAGACCCCUUUCUCCCAGAGGUGGAUCCUAAAUGGGUCCCGCAGCGAUCGCUACGGACAUCAGCAGCCACCGUUGAAGCCUUGCUUGAGCACAGAAAGAGUAAAGAGAAAGAGCAGGAGGGAGAACGAAGGGAGGAGGAGAAGAGGAGGAAGCAAAGCAAACAUCUGAGGYUUCAGGAGGAGAGCGAGGAGCAGAGGAGGGUUUGCCAGGAGUGGCUGAGUGAAUGGGCUGGAGACUGAUGGAGGAUUUUCUGUUAUUUGUUUUGAUUUAUUUUUGCAUGUUAAGCGUGCUCCCAAUACACUGAUGAGUUUUUUUCAUUCUGAUUUUGCUUAUUUCUCAUAAGCAAGGUAAAACCGUGUUCCUAUUUUCUCAUAAGAAAGUUGGAAUUMAUAAAAUGCAUGUAAAAUUGUUUUAUACGUCUUUAAAAUGAUAAAACUGUAAUCUUCCUUAUGCAGUUCAAAAAAUAAAUAAAUAAAUAAAUUUAAGUACCCUAAGAAAUCCACAGAUGUUAAGGUCCUUGCUCAUGAUCAUGUAAACUACUCGGAGACUGGAUUUAAACUGUUCCUGCUUAUAAGAAUUUUCAAUGUGUAUUUUUUUUUAUCUUUUAGCUGCAGUUACCCCUAAACCAGUAAAAUAUGUUUUUAUGAUAAACUUGUGCAGAUAAUUUGCGUAUAAUGCUUCCUACUUAAGAGAUGGCAGCUGUAUUCACUCAUGUAGCUGUACCUACAGGUAUGUAUUGCAAUAACUGUAAAAUUAAUAUAUUUAAUUUGUUUAUUUAUAUGUUAGUCAAACUUGUUUUGUGGACAAUACAGCAUAAGAGGUAUAUAAUARGUUAAAAAGCAAUGUUCUUGUUUUGCUGAACAGAAAAUUAAAUUGAGUUUGUGCUUCUGCUGUAGUGUUUGUUGACGAAACUACAGUACCCAGAAUGCCACCGUGUAAGCUAGAUACCCGGAAGUGAGGUGUCAAAAAGGGCGAGGGGUUGACAGCUGUCCGGCUACCAGGUUUUUUUUAAAAUAAUGUAUAUAUGUUGAAUAACAUUUUGGGAGUAAGAAAAUAAAAUAGAUGUUGCAACAAUGAA
This is a messenger RNA of Austrofundulus limnaeus, 1978 nucleotides long. It is a transcript of the gene rpusd1, whose product is annotated as RNA pseudouridine synthase domain containing 1. The record is from RefSeq and is a predicted model, not a curated record. Gene Ontology annotation, molecular function: RNA binding; pseudouridine synthase activity. The transcript is spliced from 5 exons. The coding region runs from base 138 to 1139 and encodes 333 amino acids. Gene Ontology annotation, biological process: enzyme-directed rRNA pseudouridine synthesis. NCBI's taxonomy places the organism in Eukaryota, Metazoa, Chordata, Actinopteri, Cyprinodontiformes, Rivulidae.